This is a messenger RNA of Eruca vesicaria subsp. sativa (arugula), 452 nucleotides long. Lineage: Eukaryota; Viridiplantae; Streptophyta; Magnoliopsida; Brassicales; Brassicaceae. The record is from the annotation of a GenBank genome assembly.
GAAGAAGAGGUGAGAAAGAGAGAGAGGAUGCAGAGUUUAACACCAAACGAAGCUGCGGGUUUCGCAGUGGGAGCUCUGCUUCUGGGUGCCACCAUCGCUGCUCCAAAAGUUGACGCUUUCAUUGCCGCUGCUCAGAGAAGGUCUCUUGGGAUGUGCAGGAAAUGUGGAGAUGUAAAGAAUGUAGCAUGUGGUCGCUGCAAAGGAACAGGGUCGAUCAAAUCAGGAGGUAUCUUUGGAUUCGGUGAGCCAGAACCAUCAAACGCGAGAUCAGCAACUUGCGAUAAUUGCCAAGGCAGAGGUUGUUUCCCUUGCCCCGAGUGCUCAAAGUCUUGACUCCUUUUUUCUUUGGUUAUUCAAUAUAUUGCCUCAAUACUUUGAUAAACUACUUUCGUUUCAUCUUCUUGACCUUAUGAUCUAUACAUAAUCAGCCCAGUGGUAAUGUUGAAAUUGAA